GUAAAGUAGAAGGAAAAAAAACAACUAAAAAAGGAACACUUUAAGACCGAUUUAUUAAACAAAGAGGAUGUUAUGUGUGAGUUGGGAAGUGAACUAGAUGCCAUGUCAUCCCAGAACCAUUAAACUCUCCUGCGACGCCCUGUGAGUGAAAAGCAGGAAGGAGCUACUUUCAGUUUCAUUCCCAGCUUUGAACAACCAUGUUCCUUCAGCUGAACGACUUGGAAGAAUCCUAACAGACAAAUAAAUUACUAUUUUAACUUGAACUGCAUUACUCUUAAAGAAUAACUGGGUUUAUUGUUUGUUUUAAGGCUUUUGAUCCUAUGAAAAGGAGCUCCUAUGCUGUCCUUAUUCAUACUUCCACUUACAGAUCUCCUGGAUAUUUUGGAGCUCUGUUUUUAAUAGAAGUUGCUGUCAUCAUCCUGCUUCUCUUGUUACCCCAGAGACUGAAAGGAAUAUCUCUCAAGGUUGAUGCUGACAUCAAACAAUUGUAAGCAGAUCCACGACAAUGCAAGCAUAUAACCCAGCACCAGCACCUGGAUUUCCAAAUCCUGACUAUGCACCAGGAAAUCAAGUCCCCUAUGGCUAUCCUCAGGCACCUGGGACUUACCAAGCACCAGGUGUCGCAGACGCGGGGUACUAUGGCUUCCAGGUACAGGCCGCAAGUCCAGUUCCACCUGGAUUUGCUGCUCCACCCAUCCAGAACCAGCCCAUCGGAAAGGAAGGGACAAUCUGGAUGCCCGUCCCUCCAGCUUUUCCCAACUGCCCUCCUGGCCUGGAAUACCUCACACAGAUUGACCAGAUAUUAAUUCAUCAGCAAAUUGAACUUCUUGAGAUUUUGACUGGCUUUGAAACAAAAAACAAAUAUGAAAUCAAGAAUACUCUGGGGCAAAGGGUGUAUUUUGCAGAAGAGGACACUGACUGCUGUACCAGGAAUUGUUGUGGGCCAGCACGACCCUUCACCCUCCGGAUUACAGACAACCUGGGCCGUGAGGUGAUAACGCUGCAGAGACCCCUCCGGUGCUCUUCGUGCUGCUUUCCCUGCUGCUUACAGGAGCUAGAAGUUCAGGCACCUCCAGGAACACCAGUUGGUUAUGUUGUCCAGAACUGGCAUCCCUGCCUGCCAAAGUUUACCAUUCAAGAUGAGAAAAGAAUGGAUAUACUGAAAAUUGCUGGCCCGUGUGUUGUCUGUAGCUGUUGUGAGGACAUUAAUUUUGAGGUGAAAUCUGUGGAUGAGACUUGUGCUGUUGGGAGGAUUUCUAAGCAGUGGACUGGGUUUGUGAAAGAAGCCCUUACAGAUGCGGAUAACUUUGGAAUCACAUUCCCAAUGGACCUUGAUGUAAAAAUGAAAGCUGUCAUGAUUGGUGCUUGCUUCCUUAUUGACUUCAUGUUUUUUGAGCAUGCUGCUGAUAGUAAACAGCGAGCAGGAGUUUGGCAGUGAAAUCUAGAAGUUUUGUAUAGAAAGAUGAAGAACAUUAAUCUCCCAAGUGCCCAGUGGAUUGCAGAGCUUCAGUAAGAAUAUUAGAAAUGUACAUAUUGUGCUUCUAGUUAUAUUCUGUAAACUAAAAGCUUUAUGGUCUUUUUUUUUUUUUGUAAUCUGAUUAAAUAAUUUGUACUAUCCAAACAACGUUUCGUCUGUACAGAUCAAUGCUGUGAUUUAUAGGAAUAUUUUCCCAAGAAAUCUUUUCCCAAGAAAUUUGGAAUUGUAAAAUAACUCCUUAUAGUUACUUUAAUGCCUAAAAAGGAGGACUACUUCAAUAUUAAUGUAAGCAGUAAACCUAAUAAAGGCGUCCUGAUCUUUUCCUUUGUA
Molecule: messenger RNA, 1807 nt
Organism: Calidris pugnax (ruff)
Lineage: Eukaryota; Metazoa; Chordata; Aves; Charadriiformes; Scolopacidae
Product: phospholipid scramblase 1-like
Exons: 9
Coding region: 506-1438 (310 amino acids)
Biological process (GO): plasma membrane phospholipid scrambling
Cellular component (GO): plasma membrane
Molecular function (GO): phospholipid scramblase activity
Source: RefSeq, a predicted model, not a curated record